AUGCAGGCGACACUGGCCAGUGCCGUCGCAGAAGACCAGAAAUGUGCCGGGGAAGACUCCAUGCGGCUUGCGCGGGAGCUUGAGACGGCAGGGGGCUCCAUGCAGCCCACUGAGGCGUCAGGGGCGGACCUCGAGCCCGUUCCCUCGGCCGCGAAAGUCUCCUUCGACGAGGCGUGCCCGCAGACGCCGCCGCGUGACUACGCGAGCGCGAAGCCCGCCCGUGUGCUCUCCCCAGGGAAGACGACGAUUGCACGCGUGAAAACGAUACGCCCGGACUCCGAGAUGCGUUGGGACGACCUCGAACUCAUCAGCGUGCUGGGCAAGGGCGGGUUCGGCGAGGUCCUGCACAUGCGUCACAGGGACCCGAUGUCCGGCCGGGAGCGCGAUGUGGCGGUCAAGCUGCUGCUACCUGGACACGAAGCAAAAGAGGACGAUGUGUUGUCGUACGUGCGCGAGGCAGAGAUGCUGCGGCUGCUCGAGCACCCGCACAUCGUGCAGUUCGAGGGCAUCGGGCUCACGACGGGCGAUCCGGACAAAACCGUCGCGCACAGAGACGCGCGGAGCUCGCUAGCCUCGGAGGGCGCCGCGCCGGAGCUGGGCGCCCCGGAGCGAGUCACGGAGGGCACCGGCGCGGCCGAAGCGGGCGCCGCGCUCGAGGUGCUGCGCCUAGCGCGCCACAACCAGCUGGCAGAGGGCGCGGAGCGGCUGUUCGUCGUCCAGGAGCUGUGCCUCGGCGGGUCGCUGCGCGACCUCAUCCGCAAGCACCGCGUCGCCCACGGGAGCCGCAGCAUGCCGUACCGGUGGGACGCGGCGUUCCGGUGGCUGUGCGGGACCGCCAAGGCCCUGCAGCACCUCCACCGGAACGACAUCAUCCACCGCGACGUCAAGUUGGAGAACAUUCUGAUCAAGGUGCCGGACGUGGAGUCGAGGGAGUGCCGGGCGCUGCUGGCAGACAUGGGGUUGGCCCGACUCAUGGCCGACAAAAAGGAGCAGCUCAUGCGCACGGUGACCAAGUGGAUCAGCUCCGGCACGCGCCCGCGCUCCAGCGGCCUCCGCCGAGCCUCGGGGCGCAAGAGCGUCGACAGCAGCCGCGGAGAGGGGUCUGGGCUGGACACCUCCCUUUCAGUCCCCCGCCAGCUGUCCAUCGCGCAGUACCGGCGCAUGAUGUCGCGCGGGCGGCCGUCGCAGCUCAACACGCAGGCGGACGUGCAGCACCACGAGGCGCUCGCGCUGACGGGCUGCACGGGGUCUCUGAUGUACAUGGCCCCGGAGGUGUUGCUGCAGAAGCCGUACAACGAGAGCGCGGACGUUUUCUCGUUCGGGCUGUGCAUGUACGAGGUGCUCAUGAUGCGGCUGCAGAUCACGGACGUCCUCGCGGCCAGGGGCUUCGCGGGCGAUACCGGCUUUUCAAAGGUGCAGCAGCACGCGCUGCAGGUGGCGCGCGGGUACCGCCCGAAGGUGCCGCGGCAGUGGCCGGCCGAGGUGAAGGCGCUGCUGAGCGAGUGCUGGAGCCAGCAGAAGGAGAAGCGGCCCACGAUGGCCCAAGUCGUGUCGAGGCUGGAAGGGAUGAUGAGCUCAGGCGUAGUCAGCGACUACGUGCACACCUACCAGGUCAUGCGGCCCGUUGGCGCCGCGACGAAGGGCCUCGAGGAAGGUCCGCUGCCUUCCAUUCACUCGAGCAAGUACCACGGGCUGGAGAUGCCCGGGCAGGACAAAGGGGACAAGCAAGGUUGUGGGUGCUUUGGAUGA
Pedinophyceae sp. YPF-701 is the source of this 1749-nucleotide messenger RNA. The record is from the annotation of a GenBank genome assembly. NCBI's taxonomy places the organism in Eukaryota, Viridiplantae, Chlorophyta, Pedinophyceae.